Molecule: messenger RNA, 3455 nt
Organism: Ornithorhynchus anatinus (platypus)
Lineage: Eukaryota; Metazoa; Chordata; Mammalia; Monotremata; Ornithorhynchidae
Gene: PEX13
Product: peroxisomal biogenesis factor 13
Exons: 4
Coding region: 33-1247 (404 amino acids)
Biological process (GO): protein import into peroxisome matrix, docking
Cellular component (GO): peroxisomal membrane; peroxisomal importomer complex; peroxisome
Molecular function (GO): protein binding
Source: RefSeq, a predicted model, not a curated record
GGGGAGGCGCGCGGGCAGCGCGGUGAGGCGCCAUGGCGGCCCAGCAGCCGCCGCCCCCCAAGCCCUGGGAGACCCGCAGGAUCCCGGGCGCCGGGCCCGCCCACGGCCCCGGACCCUCCUACCAGUCCCCUGAUUUAGGACCUAAUUUGCUGACAAGACCCGGACAGCCCACGCUUACCCGCGUCCCCCCACCUAUUCUGCCAAGACCAUCUCAGCAACCAGGAGCUAGCAGCCUGAACACUUUUCGACCCGCAUACAGUUCCUUUUCUUCAGGCUACGGCUCCUACGGAAACUCGUUUUAUGGAAGUUACAGUCCUUACAGUUACGGAUAUGGCGGGUUGGGCUACAACCGAUUCCGAACAGAUGAUCUUCCUCCCAGCAGAUUUGUUCAGCAAGCCGAAGAGAGCAGCAGGGGAGCGUUUCAGUCCAUUGAGAGUAUCGUCCACGCGUUCGCUUCGGUCAGUAUGAUGAUGGAUGCUACCUUCUCAGCGGUGUAUAACAGCUUCAGGGCUGUUUUGGAUGUAGCCAAUCACUUUUCCCGAUUGAAAAUACACUUCACAAAGGUGUUUUCGGCUUUUGCGCUAGUCAGGACUAUAAGAUAUCUCUACAGACGGUUGCAGCGACUGCUGGGUUUGCAGAGGGGCUCUGAAAAUGAGGACUUAUGGGCUCAGAGUGAAGGAACUGUGGCGUGCGUUAGCCCCGAAGACAGAGCAGCCAACUCAGCAAAAUCUUGGCCAAUAUUCUUGUUCUUGGCUGUUAUCCUCGGAGGUCCUUAUCUCAUCUGGAAGCUGCUGUCCACACAAAGCGAUGAAAUUACAGGUACCUCCAAUUGGGCAAGUGGUGAAGACGAUCAUGUAGUUGCCAGAGCAGAGUAUGAUUUUGUUGCUGUGUCUGAGGAAGAAAUUUCUUUUCAUGCAGGUGAUAUGUUGAAUUUAGCCCCCAAAGAGCAACAACCCAAAGUGCGUGGCUGGCUCUUGGCUAGUGUUGACGGUCAAACAACAGGACUCGUGCCAGCUAAUUAUGUCAAAAUAUUGGGGAAAAGAAGAGGUAGGAAAACAGCAGGUCUGGAUAAGAUUGCAGAGCAGAAAAGACCUUUUACCAAUCCAGCAACAGUUAAGGAAGUGUCUAUUGCUGCUGACUCUUUGGAGGAACAGGAAGCUGCCUUUGAGUCUGUUUUUGUUGAAAAUAAUAAGGUUCCAGUGGUCUCUGACUCCACUGCUAAAAUUUGUGAUAAGCAAGAUCUUUGAAGCCCUCUGAGUCCAUUUGAAAUUGAACUAAACUAUAGUACUUUGUUAUUUUGUUAAAACAUAAUAUAAUAGCUGAUUUACCUGUUAGAUUUGGCUCUCCAGAUACAUAUUCCUACUAGUAACUAUUUAAGUUGUGUAUUAAUGAGCUACUCUAGAGAUCAAGGGCUAUUCUUUGAAUUUACAAAACAGGAGACCCUGAGAAAUACUCAGGCAGCCUAUUUGGUGUUGGAUACUACCAGUGUCUCACUAAUUCUCAUGGUAUGUGCAAAGAGGGGCUUUAAUGUUUUCUGGUGGAAAGGUAGUCACUCUUAAAACUUUAAUGGUUCUGGAAGAUACAAAAGGAAAUUUCCAAAUCUGGGAGUUUAUAUUUACACAUGUAAAUAUAUAUUUAUAUGCAUAUAUAUAUGAGUAAUCAUGAAACAGAUUUGAGUAAAGAUUGUAUUGUUAGUGGAGAAUUGAUUUCAUAAAUAAUUAUUUUGUAAUCAAUGUAACUUUUCUGACAGGAUCAUUUAGGAUCAAAUGUCGCAAACAAAGUGAGUGAUUUUUCUUCUCCGAGAUUGAUGCUAGUUCUACAGCACUUUGAGUGAGUCAAAUGACAUAGCCAUGUCUAGCAAUUUUGUAUUUUAUUUUAAUCCAUUCUUUGCAUCCAUCUGCUUUUACUUAAGCACAAUGACUUUUUAAAAAAUUUCAUGACAAGGUCUGUUCUGAACUCCCCUCAUCAAGAAUGUAUCUCUUUCAGUUUUAUCUUUUUAAAUUUAGAUUUUGCUACUGACCAAGCAUAAAUGACUAAGACAGUUGACACGUUUUGUGCCUCAAAAAGCUCAGUGCAUCUAGAUUUCCCCCUAAAAAAUUGAAAAUUUUUAGUAUUUAAGCCAUAAUCAUACUAUAAUAAUGGCUGAACUGAAAAUUAUUUUUCUUCACAAACUCAAAAUAAAUAUUAAUAUGGGGGAUUUUCAUGUGUAUAAAGCUUCAAACUGUUUAAUAUGUGACUCUCAUGGAAAUGUUUUCUUCCGUUUCUUCACUGGAAUCUCUGAAUACCAAUUUCAAGUGCCUGAAUGAGUAAUGGUGAAACAGCUAUGAUGGGUUAAAAGAAAUGGUCUCAACAUGUUUCAGGGAGGGGAGGAAAUUUCUUAAAAGUCAAGGUUUCUCCAGCAUUUUUUAAUGGAAGGCAGCACAGGUUUUGAUUCUCAACACAGACCCUCCUGAGUCUGUGAAAGUUUUAAAUGCAUAGAAAUCAGGAUUUAUGAGAGAAUAAAAUGGACCAUAUUAAUAUAUUACAUGAAUGCAAAGUUAAAACAACCUUCAAAAUGCAUCAUUUGGAGAUUAACAUUUAAAUUUAAGCAUGUGAGCAGCAUCUUAAAAUUAUUCUUCGUUAUAAACGUCUCAUGCUACGGUCUGUCAUAAAUGAAUUUGCUGAAAUAGAGAUGAUGGAAAUGUGUUCUCAAAUAAAGAUGGUCCUAACUUGGUAGAGUGUUAACUUUGUUAGGUACCGAUACAUUGCAUGACAGUUUAAUGGGAACGUGUUCAACUGUUUUUUAUGGAGACAUUUAUAGUUAGGCUGACAGAGUAAUUACGGUUAAGGAUGGGAGAGAGAAGUGUACCCGCCCUGAGUGAGGUAAAUGAAAAUCUUUUCUUCUAUUGAAGCACUUCAUGAUUUUUUUGUUAUUUGUUGACUCAGCAUAUUGAGAUGUAGUGUACCUGAGUAGUUGCUAACUGCAUUUUGAUGACCUGAAGUCUCUUUUUCCAAAACAGCAACAACGAACGAAGGGCCAGAAGCAGAGGAAGCAACUGAAAUUAUUUAAAAAUCACAAAUUUCUUAAUAUCAUUCAGUCAUUUUUCAGUCUGAUGGGCUCUGUUUUUGAAGGGUAAUUUUGUCAGCCAAAACUAGCUUUAAAAAUGUUACCCUCUGAAUAUAAUGAAAUUACCCUUAAGUUGUCAGUGAAGACUUAGGUUUAGCAUAACUUUUCUAAUCCUAUCAUUUUGAGAUUAGCCUAAUGGCUUUAAAAGAGAACUCUAAUUAUCAGACCUUUUGUUUUCAUUUCGUAAUAGCUUAACUAGUCUAGCACUGUACAGCCUAUAUUCAUACUGUAACUUCAGUAGAGUUGUCCUUUAUAAGCUCUCAUUGAUGGAAAAAAGAAUGGAAAAAAAUGUUAUAUUUUAUUAAGUUGUGAAAUUUUGUGAUUGUAAAUAAAGGUAUUUAAACACCUA